AUGUGCCAAUUGUACAACGCAGACUGUACAUACGAGGCCGCAUACAGGAGAGGCAAGCAUGUGAGGCCUUCUGGUUCCGAAAGCCACCACAGGCUUUCGGGCUCUGCUCCGCCAGCGGUCGCUGCUGCUCGACCGGCGACUAUAGCCAUUUCCGCCACGAACGGCCAGCUCGCCGACGUCGACAACGAUGUUCCUGAUGGCGCUGUAGGCCAGAGCUCAGCUUUUGUCUUCCUGAAGAGAGCUUGGGAUCGUUUUCACUUGCGGGAGGACCGAUACGCUACCAGUCUCACCCUGCACGUUCCGCAGAGUGAUGAGCAGACAUCAAUUUUCUCUUACGGCGAUAAAGCUUUCCACGGCGCGAACUCGCAAUCAUGUGCUCUGCCGCCGAGCACGCAAGCAGAAGAACUCUUCGCGUUGUAUUUCGAUUUCGCCAUGCCGACGUAUCGAUUUCUGCACAGACAGACUGCCGCUCGCUGGCUUGAAGGUAUGCUCGUCGACCAAGGUCGUGAACAUCAAGCAGGAGGAUCUACUACUGGACAACGAGCGAUCAUCUGGUUGAUCAUGGCCACUUCAGUUCUGUUCAAGCACGCCUCUAACCUUCCUAGACAAUACACAUUGACCCGAAGUGCUGACGUUGCAGAAGGCUAUCUCGCGGCUGCAAAGCAUGAAUUAUCUUGCGAACGAGGCAGACCGAAGUUAGAGUCUGUGCAAGCCCGCUUAGCCAUGUGCCUAUACCUCCUGCACGCAUCUAGGCCUACCACAGCUUGGUACGACUUUGGCACGACCGUGCAGCUGGCCUUCGUGCUGGGACUACACCGCGAUGCUAAGGACAUCAACGUGGCCGAUGUUGUCACUCAAGAGUGCCGCAAGAGGACAUUCUGGGCGCUCACCACUCUUGACACCUACAUGUCAGUCCUACUGGGUCGGCCGAACCUGAUCAACGACCGGGACAUCAGCCAAGACUUUCCACGAUCGAUAGAUGACGAACAUCUUCUGGAAGCACAAGUAUCAUUGACUGUUGGCGACUGUGUGAUCCAGGCUUCCAUAUGUCAUGCGAAACUUGCUCGCAUUACGAAAACUGCUGCUCAAAAUCAAAUGCGGAUGGAGUCUUCGGAGAAUGGUAGGCUACAUGCGGCGAUAGAAGUCACAGGUCAGCUUAGAGCAUGGCGAGCUGAAUUGCCAGCGAUACUAUCUGGUGUUGUUCAGCCGUCAAGUUUGAUCCCGAUCUUCCGACGACAGACGGUAGUCCUGCAGCUUGCUUACUCUCAUGCAAGAAUGUUGGUCACACGACCCCUUCUACUAUUGGAUUCGAGGGAUUCUCCUAGCGUCCGUGUCCAGAUCAGUUCAUGCUUAGAAGCUGCUGUGGCCACGUUGGAUGCACUGUCAUCAUGGGCAGACGAUGGCACAAGUUUUGCUGCUUUCUGGCUCACGCAGUACGUGGCCUUCAAUGCAGUCUCUAUCAUCUACGUCUACAUUAUACAGGCGAGAUGUGACGCAGGCAAGCUUGAAGACACGGAUACCAACGUCGAAGACCUACUGCGCAAGGCCUCCAAGGUGCAGAAGUACUUCGAAGAAGUCGCAGCAUUGAAUGCGCCAAGCCUACGCUAUUAUGCUGUACUCCAAGAGCUUCAGCGAGCCGUCGAAUCUGCACUGCAAGAAACCAGCCAGUCGGAUGAGCAGAUGCCACCUGGGACCCUCGAUAAUGAUGUGUUCAUGCCGAAUUCACGGCCCAGCAAUCUCGCAGAUGGUCUAGAUCUGGACUUUUGGCUGCAGCUCGACUCGUUCCCGUUUUGUAAGUACACUAUACCCUCUUACAUGCCCUGGAAUGAUUAUUUCACCUGA
Recurvomyces mirabilis is the source of this 1842-nucleotide messenger RNA. RefSeq lists its product as uncharacterized. Gene Ontology annotation, biological process: positive regulation of transcription by RNA polymerase II; DNA-templated transcription. Gene Ontology annotation, molecular function: sequence-specific DNA binding; zinc ion binding. Bases 1 to 1842 code for a protein of 613 amino acids. The record is from RefSeq and is a predicted model, not a curated record. Gene Ontology annotation, cellular component: nucleus. Lineage: Eukaryota; Fungi; Ascomycota; Dothideomycetes; Mycosphaerellales; Teratosphaeriaceae. The transcript has a single exon.